This is a messenger RNA of Zymoseptoria tritici IPO323, 573 nucleotides long. RefSeq lists its product as uncharacterized. The record is from RefSeq and is a predicted model, not a curated record. Lineage: Eukaryota; Fungi; Ascomycota; Dothideomycetes; Mycosphaerellales; Mycosphaerellaceae. The transcript has a single exon. The annotation marks the transcript as partial.
UCAGGACUUCCAACUUCUCUGCCCAUCUCAUUGCCAACGGAUAUCGAGGGACUUCCAACGUCUCUGCCCAUCUCAUUGCCAACGGAUAUCUCGGGACUUCCAACGUCUCUGCCCAUCACAUUGCCAACGGAUAUCUCGGGGCUACUAACGUCUCUGCCCAUCACAUUGCCAACGGAUAUCGAGGGACUUCCGACGUCUCUGCCCAUCUCAUUGCCAACGGAUAUCUCGGGGCUACCAACGUCUCUGCCCAUCUCAUUGUCAACGGAUAUCGAGGGACUUCCGACGUCUCUACCCAUCUCAUUGCCAACGGAUAUCUCGGGACUUCCAACGUCUCUGCCCAUCUCAUUGCCAACGGAUAUCGAGGGACUUCCGACGUCUCUGCCCAUCUCAUUGCCAACGGAUAUCGAGGGACUUCCAACGUCUCUGCCCAUCUCAUUGCCAACGGAUAUCGAGGGACUUCCAACGCCUCUGCCCAUCUCAUUGCCAACGGAUAUCGAGGGACUGCCAAGUCUCUCUAUCCCCCUGCUCACUGGCACGGAUCUACCAUCGUUGUCUAUUCCCACAUCCAUUCCA